AUGGCUUCAGUUCGGUUCAUGGUGACUCCAACCAAGAUCGAUGACAUUCCAGGUCUAUCAGACACCAGCCCGGAUCUCAGCUCUCGAUCCAGUUCCAGGGUGAGAUUUAGCUCCCGGGAAAGCGUGCCUGAAACCAGCCGGAGUGAGCCAGUGAGUGAGACUUCGGGGAUCACCACUUCGCUGGCAACUGUUGCGCUGGACCCAGCCAGUGACCGGACUUCUAACCCCCAGGAUGCUACUGAGGACCCGAAUCAGAACUCCAUCACAGGGGAACACAGCCAACUGUUAGAUGAUGGGCAUAAGAAAGCUCGGAAUGCUUAUCUCAAUAAUUCUAACUAUGAAGAAGGAGAUGAAUAUUUUGAUAAAAACUUGGCACUCUUUGAGGAAGAAAUGGACACUAGACCAAAGGUGUCUUCUCUCCUCAACCGCAUGGCGAAUUAUACAAAUCUGACGCAAGGAGCAAAAGAACAUGAAGAGGCAGAGAACAUUACUGAAGGGAAAAAGAAACCCACCAAGAGUCCCCAAAUGGGUACCUUUAUGGGUGUCUACCUCCCAUGUCUACAGAAUAUUUUUGGAGUGAUCUUGUUUCUGCGCCUCACAUGGGUGGUUGGCACAGCUGGAAUUCUUCAGGCCUUUGCAAUUGUCCUUAUCUGCUGCUGCUGUACAUUAUUGACUGCUAUCUCCAUGAGUGCCAUUGCCACAAAUGGAGUUGUGCCAGCUGGAGGCUCGUACUUUAUGAUUUCUAGGGCCCUGGGCCCAGAAUUUGGUGGGGCUGUUGGCCUCUGCUUUUAUCUUGGUACCACAUUUGCAGCAGCCAUGUAUAUCCUUGGUGCCAUUGAAAUUUUUCUGGUAUAUAUUGUCCCUCGGGCUGCUAUCUUUCGUAGUGAUGAUGUACUCAAGGAAUCAGCAGCCAUGCUAAACAACAUGCGUGUCUAUGGCACAGCCUUCUUGGUCCUUAUGGUAUUGGUGGUGUUCAUUGGUGUACGCUAUGUGAACAAGUUUGCCUCGCUUUUCCUGGCCUGUGUGAUUGUGUCCAUCUUGGCCAUUUAUGCUGGAGCCAUCAAGUCUUCUUUUGCCCCUCCACACUUCCCGGUCUGCAUGCUGGGUAACCGUACCCUUUCAUCACGACAUAUUGAUGUUUGCUCUAAGACUAAAGAACUUAACAACAUGACAGUACCAACUAAGUUAUGGGGCUUCUUCUGUAAUUCAAGUCAAUUUUUCAAUGUCACCUGUGAUGAAUACUUUGUUCACAAUAAUAUCACUUCAAUCCAGGGCAUUCCUGGAUUGGUUAGUGGUGUAAUUAAAGAGAAUCUUUGGAGUAAUUAUUUACCAAAGGGAGAGAUCAUUGAAAAACCCUCAGCCAAAUCUUCUGAUGUCUUAGGCAGUUUAAACCAUGAGUAUGUCCUUGUUGACAUCACCACUUCCUUCACUCUUCUGGUGGGGAUCUUCUUUCCCUCAGUAACAGGUAUCAUGGCUGGAUCAAACAGAUCUGGAGAUCUGAAAGAUGCCCAGAAGUCUAUUCCUAUUGGCACUAUCCUUGCCAUCCUGACCACCUCCUUCGUCUAUCUAAGCAAUGUUGUCCUUUUUGGUGCAUGUAUUGAAGGUGUUGUUCUCAGAGACAAGUUUGGAGAUGCUGUGAAAGGCAAUCUGGUAGUAGGUACCUUGUCUUGGCCAUCUCCAUGGGUGAUUGUCAUUGGCUCUUUUUUCUCAACAUGUGGAGCUGGACUUCAGAGCCUCACUGGUGCACCAAGACUGCUACAGGCUAUCGCCAAGGAUAACAUCAUACCUUUUCUGAGGGUUUUUGGCCAUAGCAAAGCCAAUGGAGAACCUACAUGGGCUUUACUUUUAACUGCUGCCAUUGCAGAGCUGGGAAUCCUUAUCGCCUCCCUGGACCUUGUGGCCCCAAUUCUUUCCAUGUUUUUUCUCAUGUGUUACCUCUUUGUGAACUUAGCCUGUGCCUUGCAAACAUUACUUCGAACACCCAACUGGAGACCCCGGUUUCGUUACUACCAUUGGGCCCUCUCUUUCAUGGGAAUGAGUAUCUGUCUGGCGCUGAUGUUCAUUUCUUCCUGGUACUAUGCCAUUGUAGCUAUGGUGAUAGCUGGUAUGAUCUACAAAUACAUUGAAUACCAAGGAGCUGAGAAGGAAUGGGGUGAUGGUAUACGUGGGCUGUCCCUCAGCGCAGCCCGGUUUGCUUUGCUUCGGCUGGAGGAAGGGCCUCCACACACUAAAAACUGGAGGCCUCAGUUGCUUGUUUUGCUGAAACUAGAUGAAGACUUACACGUCAAGCAUCCUCGCCUCCUUACCUUUGCUUCACAGCUAAAAGCAGGAAAAGGCCUCACUAUUGUGGGUUCUGUCAUUGUGGGAAACUUCCUAGAGAACUAUGGAGAAGCUUUAGCAGCUGAGCAGACAAUAAAACACCUAAUGGAGGCAGAGAAAGUGAAAGGAUUCUGUCAGCUGGUGGUGGCUGCUAAACUGAAAGAAGGCAUUUCCCACCUCAUCCAGUCAUGUGGCCUGGGAGGCAUGAAGCACAACACAGUGGUUAUGGGAUGGCCUAAUGGCUGGCGCCAGAGUGAAGAUGCUCGAGCUUGGAAGACUUUUAUCGGCACAGUUCGAGUGACAACUGCUGCCCAUCUAGCCCUCCUUGUGGCUAAAAAUGUCUCCUUUUUCCCAAGUAAUGUGGAGCAGUUUUCUGAGGGUAACAUUGAUGUGUGGUGGAUCGUGCAUGAUGGUGGGAUGCUUAUGCUAUUACCAUUCCUACUGAAACAGCACAAGGUGUGGCGAAAAUGCAGUAUUCGGAUCUUCACAGUAGCCCAACUAGAAGACAACAGUAUUCAGAUGAAGAAGGACCUGGCAACCUUCCUGUAUCACCUUCGUAUUGAGGCCGAGGUGGAAGUGGUGGAGAUGCAUGACAGUGACAUAUCAGCUUAUACUUACGAGCGCACCCUGAUGAUGGAGCAGAGGUCCCAGAUGCUUCGGCACAUGAGACUGUCCAAAACAGAGCGGGACAGAGAGGCCCAGCUGGUAAAAGACCGGAAUUCAAUGCUAAGAUUAACCAGCAUUGGCUCUGAUGAAGAUGAAGAGACAGAAACCUAUCAGGAGAAAGUUCAUAUGACUUGGACAAAAGACAAGUAUAUGGCAACCCGGGGACAAAAAGCCAAAUCAAUGGAAGGAUUUCAGGACCUGCUUAACAUGCGUCCUGACCAGUCCAACGUGAGGCGGAUGCAUACUGCCGUGAAGCUCAAUGAAGUUAUCGUUAACAAAUCCCAUGAAGCAAAGCUGGUUUUGCUGAACAUGCCAGGGCCUCCCCGAAAUCCUGAGGGUGAUGAAAACUACAUGGAGUUUCUAGAAGUCCUCACUGAGGGACUAGAACGAGUCCUCCUUGUCCGAGGUGGCGGCAGUGAAGUGAUCACCAUUUAUUCCUAGUCUGCUCCUGAAUGUCUCUGCUUGGCUUCACGUAUGCUACAAGGCUUCCAUCUUCCAUGGAAUGUCCAGCUCUCUACCACCACUCCAAUGAACUAGAGAUCUGCAGUAUGUACAUGUCACACUGAACUCUUGAUGAGUUGAGCCUCAAGAACUUAUAUAUAUGUCUGUUCUUUGCUCCCACAUGAUCUGCUCUCCUUACAGAAGCAAAUAUUCCCUCAGUGCCAGAACAGUAGUCAAGUCCUAAAAGCCGUGUCUGUACCAGCACAAGGAAAGCUAGAAUAAGCAAAACCAGUAAAACUGGCAAAAGGAACACUAGAAAUUCAUCUGAAGACAAAAAGCUAGUGUGUAUCCAGCAUUUAAGAUGAAUCUCUUCAGUCAUGAUUCAAUGAUACCAUGGAAGUCACUGAACAGCGAGACACAGCCUUAUCAUACUAAAGAAUUAAGGCCAAGUACAUGGGCCUAAUAUCCUUGUGGAAAUGACCUAUGGCAAGCUACUACAGAAACCCUUGCUGACUUGUUUUCUUUAUUGCUCACUGCUCUCGUGGACUCUUAUGAGGGAGGAUACUAAUAUACAAAAACUGAAACAUGGCCACAACCUCUACUUCCUCCAAAAUGAAAGACACUCCCCCCCCCCCCCAAAAAAAAAAAUACCAGGCUUAAGUACACUUAAUGUGUUGGUAAAUAUUUCAGCUGUCUCUCAAAAUCCAUUCCUCAGUUAAGGCAGUUAUACAAGUAGUGUUACUAUUUUUUUUUUACUUGUUAAGGUGGAGUAGAAAUUUCUGGUUCUUUUCAAAGAUGGCCCAAACUAUUAAGAUUUCAGUAAAAAUGUCUACUAUUUACAUGACAUGAACAAGACACACAAGCUGCUGUGUAAGAAAUACCGAUGACAUACAUGACUAGUAGGUUCUUUUUAUUUUUGCCCAUGUCAAAAAUAACAGGACACUAGGAAAACCAGCUAAAAUUCUCCCCUAAAAGCUUUGGACUACCAAAGGGGAAGUCUAGCAAUGGAAUUGCAAGUUCUAAAGCCAUAUUCUUUCCAGUGCCAAAGUUACUGAGUUGCUGCUAUUCUUACCUACUCCAUUCAAGUGGCAUAUAAUUGGCAUUAGUCUGAAGAAACUUUUAUUCCACAAAGAAAUUUGUGAGCUCAUUUCCAAAGCCAUAAUUACUGCAGCACUUAGCUAAAUGCAGUUUUAGCAUUUUUUUUUUUCCUUUCAAGUUUAUUCUUCAUUAUGACUGCAGAAACUUGGUUCUGAACAAAUGUAUUAUCCAGGUCAAUAAGCUUCUAUUCCUUUUUGUUUUCAGAAAGCUCUAAGUGUGUCAAGGGAAUACUUCUACAAGCUUAGGUUUUUAUUUGCUAAUUUACCCAUCAAAAACACCCGGCUUUCAAAUAGAGGGAAACUACUAUAUGGCUGAGUGGUAAUUUUAAAUAGGUGAAAUCUUCAUUUUUACAAGAUGAUAUAUUUACAAAAACACCUUGCUUAUAUUUAUGGCUGCUCUUGAAUUUUACUACUUUUGAUUACAUAAUAGGAUACAGAGCAAACUGGCCUAUGUGCUAGUAGACUAUUAGUUCAGUUCUUCAAGGACAGAGAAAAGCUUCACUGACUUAAGAAAUUGAGUCAUUUUCAAUCAAAACAAAAUGUGCAGUGAGGAAAGAAAAUUGAGUCAUUUUGAUUUGUUCCCCCUACUCUUCUUUCAACCUGCAGGCCCUAAUUAGGAUAGCAAAACAGACGAGAUCUUUUAAGUUUUUUGGUUGUUCUCUCUCUUUUUCCCUCCUCCUCUUCCUCCUGCAGAUAGAUGGUAGAAGCACUGUUUACAACUUCCAUUGCUUGACUGAGUCCACCUAUAUCUGGGGCAGGUCCCCUAGGACCAUAUAUUUCCAUACAGAAAAAAAUAUGGGCAGAAAAUAAGGUUAAUUUUAGAAGAACACUUUGUGGUUGGAGCUCUGUAAGAGCUUUUGAGUGUAAGGCAAUUUAGUAGCUAUUAACAGUAGCCACUACUUUAGCCCCUAAGACAAAAAUUCACUGUUACAUGGGAAAAUGGGUGUUAAGCCAGGUUUAAACUCAUCUCUGUCUAUAGCAUUUCAUAUGUAUGUGUUGCUUAUGUUUGUCUAUAGUGUCUUGUCUUUUCAAAUCACUGCAAAUAAAGCAAUACUUAAAACUUGAGCAAGAAUGCACCUUAGGGGAAAGGGAUUUGUGUUUCAGUAAGGAAGAAAAAGACUUCCCUCUGCCUUUUUUAGUAAGAUCCAGCUUUUGAGUCGUAGCUAUCACUUUACCAGGGCAGGUUAUGAUAAUAUAUUCUCCAACUGCUGGCCCUCUGCCUUCAAUAGCUAUCUUAAAAGCUGAAGUUUGAAUUUGCAGCAUCUGCUUGGCAGGUGAUCCACGUUCUUCUUGGCAGAGAGAGAUCAUUUCUCUUGACUCUUCCACUGCCUCAGAUUCCUGUGGCCCUGGCCAUCCCAUCAAUCCUCAUACCUCCCCCCCAUUAAAAAAAAAAAUCCAUUACUGUGGAUAUUAAAAUAGUAAUUAUACUGUAAGCAUAAGUAUAUUUAUUGUGCUGUUUUUGUCUUUGUUUUUCUUUUCAUCAUGUACUCUUGAAUUCUGACAUUAUCCACAAGUGUCUCCAGCAGAAUUUCUUUUGUCAUAGCUUGUGUUAAAUAGAAGUAAAUAUUAAGGAAAAUAGAUCUAAGGAAAACUUGUGCGACUAUUUUUUAAGUAUUGUUCAUUUAAUUUAUUGAAAGGAAAUGCUGCUGUGGUUCUUGAUUAGCAGCAAACAUUUUUUGUUUACAUAGUUUUCUUUGUCGUUUUGCUCUGUACUGGAAACAUAAAUAAAAUUUUCUACAUUAUUUUCAGUCAA
Erinaceus europaeus (western European hedgehog) is the source of this 6276-nucleotide messenger RNA. RefSeq names its product solute carrier family 12 member 6 (gene SLC12A6). Gene Ontology annotation, cellular component: membrane. The transcript has 25 exons. Gene Ontology annotation, biological process: potassium ion homeostasis; chloride transmembrane transport; chemical synaptic transmission. The record is from RefSeq and is a predicted model, not a curated record. Bases 1 to 3426 code for a protein of 1141 amino acids. NCBI's taxonomy places the organism in Eukaryota, Metazoa, Chordata, Mammalia, Eulipotyphla, Erinaceidae. Gene Ontology annotation, molecular function: potassium:chloride symporter activity.